This is a messenger RNA of Ascochyta rabiei, 309 nucleotides long. RefSeq names its product ATP synthase f chain, mitochondrial precursor. Bases 1 to 309 code for a protein of 102 amino acids. The transcript has 5 exons. The record is from RefSeq and is a predicted model, not a curated record. Lineage: Eukaryota; Fungi; Ascomycota; Dothideomycetes; Pleosporales; Didymellaceae. Gene Ontology annotation, biological process: proton motive force-driven ATP synthesis.
AUGAGCUUCAUCCAGCGCCGCGCCCUCUCCACCCUGAUCCCCCCCAAGAUCGCAUCUCCCAAUGCUAUCGGCUCCUCCCCCAACGCCGUCCGCAUGCAGAAGGUCGUGAGCUUCUACGAGAAGCUCCCCCGUGGCGCUGCCCCCGAGGUCCAGGCCAAGGGUCUCCUCGGCCGCUACCAGAAGAAGUACAUGGGCAAGAACGCUUCAGGCAGGCCGCUCGUCCACAUCAUCGGCGCCCUGAUUGCCCUCGGCUACGCACAGAACUACUACUUCCACUUGCGCCACCACAAGAACAACGUCCACCACUAG